This is a messenger RNA of Hyla sarda, 1809 nucleotides long. It is a transcript of the gene FOSL1, whose product is annotated as FOS like 1, AP-1 transcription factor subunit. Gene Ontology annotation, biological process: regulation of transcription by RNA polymerase II. The record is from RefSeq and is a predicted model, not a curated record. Gene Ontology annotation, cellular component: nucleus. NCBI's taxonomy places the organism in Eukaryota, Metazoa, Chordata, Amphibia, Anura, Hylidae. Bases 462 to 1232 code for a protein of 256 amino acids. Gene Ontology annotation, molecular function: RNA polymerase II cis-regulatory region sequence-specific DNA binding; DNA-binding transcription factor activity, RNA polymerase II-specific. The transcript has 4 exons.
UAACAGUAUUAACUUUUACUGAAGAUUUUCUGCAAGCUUCAAUAACAUAAUAGUCUCUUAGCAUAACAACGGCUUUCUCUGGAGAUUGACAAUGGUUGGGACUUUAGCAUUUAGAGUCUUUCAGUACUGUGUGUUGUUCCACUGGAUUUAGGGGAAUUGGUAGUCACGCUAGCAUUAGCGGGGAUUUAGAUUUGAACUCACGGUUUUGGUUCAGCUGAGGUAGUUAGGCCUAGCGUGUCUUAGAAAGUUGCGCAGAACCGUCCUGUUAGUCCGGCAUCCACGAGAGCAGCAACCCAAGAGAGUGAUAAUUGGACGCAGCUUCCUUAUAUGGGCAGGGGCUGGACAAAUGCUAAUUGGUCCGUACUGUUGUCAAUCACCAUUACAAAGGUUUGUGGGUAACACGCGACCCAAGGACCUCCAAAGGUCCUGCAACAUACCAUAGAGGUUACUAGCAUGGUCACAUGACCGAAGGUCCUGCGACGCUGAACAAGAAAUAUCCCAUCAAUACCUCUUCCGGUCCUUUUAUUCCAACAAUAAAUGCAAUAACUUCAAGUCAAGACCUUAACUGGAUGGUACAACCAAGCGUUAGACCGCUGUCCUUACCGCCCUACCACAGUCCACGUCAUGGCGUCAUCAGAAGCAUGGGAGGACCUUUAAGCAUGGGCCGAAGAAGACAUGGUGAAUUUGUGUCACCAGAAGAAGAAGAAAGACGACGAGUUCGUAGAGAGAGGAAUAAGAUUGCUGCGGCUAAAUGCAGGAACAGACGCAAGGAGCUGACAGAUUACCUACAGGCAGAGACAGACAAUCUUGAAGAAGAGAAGUCAAAAUUACAAAAAGAGAUAGCCGAACUUCAGAAGCAAAAGGAUAAGCUGGAACUGAUCCUUGACGCACACCAGCCCAUCUGCAAGGUGCCCCGAAACCACCAACGUGCCCAGCAGGCAGACUCUUAUAAGGGCCUCAAGGAGGAGCCACAAGGAGGAUCACCAAGAGGCACCAAAGUAAAGCUCCCCAGAAUUGAGCUCAGCAACACGAUUCUUGAACCUGAAGCUCUUCACACCCCUACGUUGAUGAAAACACCAUCCAUCACGCCCUUCACUCCAAAUCUAGUCUUCACUUAUCCCGGAACCCAGGAGUCCUGUUCCACCGCACACCGCAGGCUCAGCACCAGCAGCAGUAGCGGCGGUGACCAGAGUCCGAGCUCAAUCAGCUCAUCCACAAUAUUGACUCUUUAAGGAAGUCUUUGAUAGAAAGUUGCGUUCAUGAGUGUUACACUAUGUCUAAAAAGUUUUACAUUUGACUUUUUUUGCCAGUAUAAAUACUGUUAUUAUUAUAGGGUCUAAUUCACUCACUCAACUUAAGGCAUGAUAUCACGUUUUCUUAAAGGGGUUUGCUAUUCUUCCUUUAAGGGAUUUGUCAAGAUGCGUGACCUUUUUUUUUUUUUAUAUGGUUACAAGUUUAUUCAGUAAUAGAGCUAUAUAUUAGACCACAGGGUCACAGAUAAGGGCAGAGCCGACAUUUAACUGCAUGAUCACUGUAAUAAAGGUAUUAGAUAAGAAGCGGCAGAGCCGGAGUUAGUUUUUGUAGUUGUGGUUCAUGUGUAAAAGUAACAGCAGAGCUGGUCUACUGUGUGUUAGAUAUAUUUUUGUAUGGUUAUUGCUUGGGGUGGCCUACGUACAUUUUGAUAAUGGUACGUUUUAUGAAGCGCCCUCAAUUUAAGUGUUGUUUUUAUGUUUUUGACUUACUGUGCACUUUGAACUCACAAAAUCUACAUGUAAUACUGUAUGAAAUAGAUAAUAUAUAUAUAUUAAA